CAGAGUAUCGACAAAAUGACAAACACAGCUGACAAAAAUGCUACUGAGGAGGAGGUGCACGCGGACGCUUCGUCUUCGAAGAAACGACGAAAUAAUUACUCGCUGAAAAUCUCAUCCGAGAUGACAAUGCACAAAGUAACGUCGGAGAUACACGCGGAGGACCAUCGCACCUCUGAGAAGCUUUACGGUGGCAAUGCGGUAACGAAAUUCGUUUUCAAGUAUCCGUCUUACAUGAUCGACUCGUCGGAGUCCGCAGCGGGAAAGUUGAGCUGCGACAGCGACGACGAUCUAGACGUAGACAGAGACAGGGAAGGAGUACUCAUGAUAGAGCACAGCGUGUCCACGGAACUCGAUUUGGUCGGUUUGCAAGUGUGGAGGGGCGCCCUGUUGCUGGCCGAUUACAUCUUAUCGCACUCGGAGUUAUUUAGGAACCAAACGAUCUUGGAGCUGGGCUCUGGCGUUGGGCUCACCAGCAUCGUAGCGAGUCACCUGGCCAAGGAAGUCAUCUGCACGGAUAUCAAUGUGGGUGGCAUAAUAGACCUGAUCAGACGCAAUUUUCUGACGAAUCUCGCGUGCAUUAAAUCCGCUUAUCGCAUCGACGAGGUGAACUUUCUGAACCUGACGUGGUCGAGAAGACUGGAGGAGAGAUUGCAAAGCGCGAGUGUCAUAUUGGCCGCGGAUGUGAUUUACGAUGACAAGAUCACGGAUGGGUUCGUCCGUACGCUGUCGAAGCUUCUGUACACGAAGAAGGAGAAAACGGUCUACAUCGCUCUGGAGAAGAGAUACGUGUUCACUGUCACCGAUUUGGACACCACCGCUCCGAUGUACGAGGACUUUUUACGUUGCAUCGAAAAGUACAGAAUGAAUUGGUCGGUAGAUUAUGUAAAUAUAGAUUUUCCACGUUACUUUAAGUAUGACAGAGUGAAACAUUUGGUCCUAAUGAGGAUACAAAACAACGCGAGAUCUAUUGCGUACGCGUAGCGAAUAGUUUACAUUCUUCUUAGCAAGGUACGCGAGUAACACACUACAUAACACAUGAUAUAUUACAUAAAGUAUUCACGUCAGUAUUACAAAUAGAAAGACAGCUUAGACUUGCCAAAGUAAGAAAUUAAUAUUCUCGCAUAAUUAUAUGUAUAUACUUAUUUAAUUACGGCAUCACAAUUGAUAUAAGUGUAAAAAAUAAUAUAGUCUACUUGUAUAUAAAACAUUAAAAGUUUCUCCUUCGGCAUAUACGUAUGCAUAUAUGUCAACACGUGCGACGGUACAACGUGUGAAGUAAUUAAAAAAGUAGCAGAAAGUUAGCACGAUUCAUCCUACGUGUAAGCUAGGUUUCUCAUUAUGUAGAAAUAUCUUCCCUUCGGAAUCCUUAGAUUAUUUAUCUUACAUUAUUAUUUGCGCAACGCAACAAAUCGGAGAGUGGUAAUCUAAGGAUCAAUAACGGGAAAAGAUAAGAUCCGGACCAUGACGAAAAUGACAAUCAUGUAAUAUACACUUCUCAUGUCCACGUAAUUUAUUUCGUCAUUUGUAUCAUCCUAUUUACAACCUAUAGAUAAUAUUAUUGGACAGUGAACGUGAAGCCGCUCGAAGAGAACGAUAAUUCCGUGAAACUUAAAUUACCGCGGCGCAAUUGACGGCACGGGUUUUUUUUCUCGUAGGGUUAAAAAAUGUUCUUAUUUAUCUACGAUAUAUAUAUGUAUAUAUAUAAAGAAGUCGGUAUGUAUAAAGGAAUGUAAGCGCUUCUUCGAACGACUAUGGCAGUAGAAGUUGUAUAUGUUACACGCGAGUCCCCGUAACAGUUCUAAUACGAUAUACUAGAGGUCUGAACCGCGGAAUCGUGCGCGCGAAGGAACGACGAUCGGCACAAGUGCUUAGGUAGCAAAUAAUUAAUUUCGCUAGAUACUUAAGUAGUAGAUAAUUAAACUAAUUUGACAAGAGUACGCGAAUUUUCGUAACAACGGAUAGCAUUCGAUUUUUCCUAAAUUGUUGACCGUCGUUCUGCGGAUUCAGACCUGCGCUUGGUUUGGUAAAAGGCACUUUCACUCUAUCGAUCCGCCUCCGUCUGUCUUUCUUGCUCUCUCGCUCGCUCUCUCUCUCUCUCUUUCUCUCGAUGUAAAAAAUGUAAAGUAUAAUUUACAGCCUCGCAUUUAGACUGAACUUGUAUACAUACAUACAUACAUACAUACAUACAUACACACAUACAUACAUGUGUAUGUGAAAUCUCGGAAAUUGCAAACGGUUACAUUCAGCGUUCACCUUACUCCCGAGAACCAUCAACUGCAGGACAAUAAAAGAUGCCUAUGAUGUAUCAUAAAGUACGUGUUCUUCGCUGUAUAAAAAGAAUAAAUCUAUCGGGAGUGUACAAAAA
Ooceraea biroi (clonal raider ant) is the source of this 2365-nucleotide messenger RNA. RefSeq names its product methyltransferase-like protein 22. Gene Ontology annotation, molecular function: protein methyltransferase activity. NCBI's taxonomy places the organism in Eukaryota, Metazoa, Arthropoda, Insecta, Hymenoptera, Formicidae. The record is from RefSeq and is a predicted model, not a curated record. Gene Ontology annotation, cellular component: nucleus. Gene Ontology annotation, biological process: protein methylation.